AUGUCGAUCUUGGCGGCUUGGGAGUUCUACGACAAGCACAAAGCUGAGAUAACCUGGGAUGUCGUGGUUAUCAAUCCAUUUGUAUUCGGUCCAGUUAUCCAUGACGUGGCCUCUUGCGACACGCUCAAUACAUCUUCAUCCGACCUCCUCAAAGUACUCCCGACCCCGUCUACCUCUCUAUCUGCCAUGUCGUCGGAGACAUUGACCCCCACUGGCUCAUGCUGGAUCGACGUACGCGAUUUAGCGGAAGGACACGCGAAGGCGCUCGAGGUCCCCGACGCCGGAGGGGAGAGGAUCAUCAUCAGUGCGGGACCGUACGUCUGGCAGGAUUGGAUCGACGUGGCCCAAGGCCUUUCCCCAUCCGUCGCCCUGCCAUAUUGCAUGGUAAAAGAAUGCUAA
This is a messenger RNA of Pleurotus ostreatus (oyster mushroom), 399 nucleotides long. RefSeq names its product methylglyoxal reductase (NADPH-dependent) gre2. The transcript has 4 exons. Lineage: Eukaryota; Fungi; Basidiomycota; Agaricomycetes; Agaricales; Pleurotaceae. The record is from RefSeq and is a predicted model, not a curated record. Bases 1 to 399 code for a protein of 132 amino acids.